Molecule: messenger RNA, 5192 nt
Organism: Hyla sarda
Lineage: Eukaryota; Metazoa; Chordata; Amphibia; Anura; Hylidae
Gene: RAB3GAP1
Product: RAB3 GTPase activating protein catalytic subunit 1
Exons: 25
Coding region: 141-3095 (984 amino acids)
Biological process (GO): positive regulation of GTPase activity
Molecular function (GO): GTPase activator activity
Source: RefSeq, a predicted model, not a curated record
GUACACACGGCUCAUAGGGGAACCUCUGCAGUGACAGCGCCCGGUCGGGGUUCGCAGAGACCUCACAGGGGCCCCGGGAGAUGUUUUCCUCCAGUUCCGGCUUUCCGACAUCCCGGUGCUGACGUCAUCAGUCUCCCAAGAUGGCGGCGGACAGUGAUCCUGAGUCAGAAGUAUUUGAGAUCACUGACUUCACCACAGCCUCAGAAUGGGAGAGGUUUGUUUCCAAAGUUGAAGAAGUCUUGAAUGACUGGAAGCUGAUAGGAGUUUCGGCAAAAAAGACUCCGGAGAAGGGAGAGUAUACGACGGGGGUGUGGGAAGAAAAAGGAGAGGAAAUUUUAUUUGCCGACUUCAAAUUCUCCUUGAAACACCAUUAUUUUGUACAAGACUCCGGUGAAAGAGAAGAGAAGGAUGAGGAAGUAGAAGACACACUCCCGGUCUGCAUGCAAGAUCUACUGUGCACAAACAAUGACUUCCCUCCAGUUGCUCACUGCCUUGUCCGAUGGUACGGCCUGCGUGAGUUUGUAGUCAUUUCUCCAGCUGCUAAUGAUGCCGUGAUCAGUGAAUCCAAGUGCAAUCUGCUCCUCAGCUCCGUGUCUAUUGCUCUCGGAAAUACCGGCUGUCAGGUCCCACUCUUUGUGCAAACUCAUCAGAAAUGGAGGAAACUCUACGUAGGCGAGUGCCAGGGACCGGGUGUACGCACAGACUUCGAGAUGGUGCAUUUGAGGAAAGUGCCGAAUCAGUACACACAUCUGUCAGGACUUAUGGACAUCUUCAAGUCCAAAAUUGGAUGUCCACUUACUGCAUUGCCUCCCGUAAACAUUGCCAUCCGCUUCACGUACGUCCUGCAGGACUGGCAGCAGUAUUUUUGGCCUCAGCAGCCCCCAGACAUCGAUGCUGUGGUGGGUGGAGAAGUUGGGGGGCUGGAGUUUGGAAAGCUCCCCUUUGGCGCCUGUGAAGAUCCAAUAAGUGAGCUGCACUUGGCCACCACCUGGCCCUGCCUGUCUGAAGGCAUCAUAGUGGACAAUGACGUGUAUUCGGAUUUGGAUCCACUCCAAGCUCCUCAGUGGUCAGUCCGAGUGAGAAAAGCAGAUAAUCCUCAGUGCAUGCUGGGUGAUUUUGUUUCAGAGUUUUUUAGACUUUGUCGCCGUAAAGAAUCCACUGAUGAGCUACUCGGCAAAUCUGCCUUUGAGGAAAAUGGAAAAGACGCAGCUGAUAUUAGCCAGGCUCUGUCAAAGCUCACUGAGCCGGCACCAGUCCCCAUACACAAGCUGUCUGUCACCGGCAUGGUCAGCAGUGCCAGGAAGAAGAUCCGCAAGCACCGAGGGGCAGAUGAGACCCCAUUAAGCUCCGAUGUCCUGAACGCUGUCUUGUUUUUCCUGUUUCCCGAUGCAAAAUCACUGGAUGCUGCAGAGUCCAGGAGCGGCGGCUCUAAUGGUGAACCGGACGCCCCGGCAGAUAGCGAGGACUUUAACCUGUACAGCCAGCUCAAGUCGGCGCCAUCCGACAGCCUGACGUACAAGCUGGCGCUGUGUCUCUGUAUGGUCAACUUCUACCACGGCGGGGUGCGAGGGGUGGCACACUUGUGGCAAGAGUUUGUGCUGGAGAUGCGCUAUCGGUGGGAGAACAAUCAUCUGGUUCCCGGAUUAAGUAGCGGACCUCCGGAUCUGAAGUGCUGCUUACUCCACCAGAAGCUCCAGAUGCUGAAUUGCUGUAUCGAGAGGAAGAAGUCCAGAGAUGGUGGCAAGAAAGGGAACACUCCUGACUCCUCCGAUUCAGCGCUCAACAGGCCAACAUGUAAUUCAGUGAACUCUGCCGAAUCGGAGAAAAAUAAGUACGACGUUGGCAAGUCCUGGGACUCUUGGAGCGACAGCGAGGACGAGUUUUUCGAGUGUCACAGCGACACAGAGGAACUGAAAGAAAGUGGUCAGGAAACUGCGAAGAAGUCCAAAGAGGAGGCGAAGGAGCUGCCGAAACCUGACGGGCGCUUACACCAAUGUGGAAACCUUACGUUGCUGCACACUGGAGAGCCGCUCUAUAUCCCUAUUACUCAGGAGCCAGCGCCUAUGACAGAAGACCUGCUGGAGGAACAGUCUGAGGUCUUGGCUAAAUUGGGAACCUCCGCAGAAGGGGCGCACCUCCGGGCCCGGAUGCAGAGUGCCUGCUUACUGUCAGACAUGGAAUCGUUCAAGGCUGCCAACCCCGGCUGUUGUCUGGAGGACUUCGUAAGGUGGUACUCCCCGCGGGAUUACAUUGAGGAGGAAGCAUUGGAUGAAAGCGGCAACAAAGUCAUCAAAGGGGAACUGAGCGCCAGGAUGAAGAUCCCCAAUAACAUGUGGGUGGAGGCCUGGGAGACGGCCAAAUCAACGCCCGUCCGCCGUCAGCGCCGAUUAUUCGAUGACACUAAGGAGGCGGAAAAGGUUCUCCAUUACUUGGCCGUCCAAAAGCCUGCAGAUCUGACCCGGCAUCUUCUCCCAUGUGUCCUCCAUGCUGCUCUCCUUAAACUUAAAGAAGAAGAAUCAAUAGAAGAUAUUCCUUCGGUAAAGUCAUCGAUAAAACGCAUCGUCUCUCAUUCCAGUAAAGUGCUCCGCUUCCCUGGCCCGGAAGACAAGAAGCUGGAGGAAAUCAUCAACCAGAUUAUUAUUGUGGAGGCCGCCAUCGCCAGAGCACGGUCACUGAAGGCAAAGUUUGGGACCGAUCGAUGUGAAAAUGCAGAAGAGAAGGAAGAUCUGGAGAAGUUUGUGAGUUGUCUUCUGGAGCAGCCUGAGGUUCCCAUCAUCGGAGCGUGCAGAGGUCCGGCCGGGACCAUUGUCCACAAGAUGUUUGUCAGCGCUCAGCGGCUGACUGAAUCUUCUGAUGAGGUCCCAACGAUGGCCCCUUUGGAAGAAGAACCCAAGAGGUCCAGUACGUCAGAUGACAAGAAGCUGCUCUCCGGAAUGGACUUCCCUCCGCCCGCUGGCCGAGAAGUCAUCCUGCGCACCACCGUCCCCAGACCCGCCCCGUAUUCCAAGGCCCUGCCCCAGCGCAUGUACAGCGUCCUCACCAAGGAGGACUUCAGACUCGCUGGAGCUUUCUCCUCAGACACCUCCUUCUUCUAAAGUCUUCUGAUCCCUACGCUCGCUGGGUCCUCCUCCGUAGAUACCUGCAGGGCGUUUAUUCCCGGUCUGGCGAUGGUGACACCUCUGCUUCUUCGCAAGGUCACCGUAAUCCACUUCAUGGCUGUACCUCCCAUUUACGCACCCUUAAACCUGAGGGGUUUUAUCUGCAGUAUGUGAUGAAGCCAUUUUAUGGAGAUCUGGUCCUUGUUAAUAUUGAAGCAGUUGAUUGCAGUCCCCUUAUUUAUGGGAAUAGUGGAGCGAUGCUCUGCAGACACCAAUGAAGUCUCAGUGCCCAUCCACAUUUGGUUACUGCCUACACUUCUACAUGGAGAUCAGUGACCAUUAUGUAAAUGUUCGCUUCUCCCUAUGUCCUUUGCCAAAAUAAAUCAAUACCAGGAACAAGAGAUUUCUGUUUUUGGGGUUGGAUUCUAUCAAUUUGGCUUCUAUAGAUUUUUAGAAGUAUUUGACAAGUAUCCUUAUACCCCAUGAUGUGGCCUCUGCGAGCCAGCGGGGCCUGUGCCACCAGCUGUCUCCUGAGAUCCUAGGGUUAUAUAUAUAUAUAUAUAUAUUUUACACCCUAAAAUGUAGACCUCCAGUUGUUGCAAAACUACCACUCCCAGCAUGCCCGGACAGCCGUUUUUGAUGGUAGUUUUGCAAAAGCUGUGGAGGUCCACUGUAGUAGGGUUAUCCAGGAUUAGAAAAACUGAGCUGAUUUCUUCCAAAAACAGCACCACAUCUGUCCUCAGGUUGUGUGUGGUAUGGCAGCUCAGUUCCAUUGAAGUAAAUGUAGGCAAGCUGUAAUACCGCGCACAACCUGGGAAUAGACAUGGCGUUUUUUUGGGGGGGAAAUUAGCUGUUUUUCUAUAACUCCUUUAAGGCUGAGUUCACACUGCAGAAUUUCUGCCAGCUGCGCUAGGACCGAGCAGACUGCAUUGCUUCCCCCCCAUAGACGGCAAUGCAUUUCUAGGUGGAUAUUUUGGGAGAUCUGCUCAGAAAUGCAUUGCCAUCUAUUGGGACAGCAAUGUAGUCCGCACGGUCCUAGUGCCGACGGCUCGAUCUCUGGCAGAAAUUAUGCCCAGAAAUUCCACAGCGUGAACCCAGCCUAAGGGUAUUUUCACACUGAGGAAUUCAAGAGGAAUUUCCUCCAUAAUUCCGCUAGCUUUUUCACCUCGAAAUUAUUCAGCAAUUGAUUUUCAAUUCACGUCAAUGUAUUUUCCGCUUCUCAGUUCACACUGAAUUCAGUUCCACUUGAAGAAAGAACAUGUUCAUUCUUCGUGCGGAAUCCGCAAGCAGAAUUAAAUAGAAGUCAAUGGUAAAAAAAAAAUAAAAACUUCCGCCCAACAUCGUUUUCAUGUGGAAUUCAGAAAAGUAGAAUUAGCCUCCUCCUUCAUUCCACAUGGAAAUUCCGCUUGAUUUCCUAGCCGAAAUGAUUCCUCGUGAAUUCCUCAGUGUGAACAUAUGGACCAUCGGUGAGAGAUUGAGGCCGAUAUCGCUGCAAAGAGGUCAAAUCCUGGGAUAUUGCAGUUAGCGUCUGUGUAUUAGGGUGCAGCGCGCUUGUUGGUCAUUACAGUGCAUGGUCUGGUGCAGCACUCACACUGUCCAGGACGGCUUUAUCGGGGUGAAGCGCUCAGGUUUUUUGAUGUCCUUUAUGUGUACAGCGCUGCAGAAUCUGUAUGCGCUAUAUAAAUAUUAUUAUGUCAUGUCACUAUACAAAGGUCGCUCCAGUGCCGUGAUACAGGGUUCGGGGGGGUCCACAGUUACACUGCAGAGGUCAAGUAUUGGGUCGUAAUGUUAUGGGGGAAGGUAGAUGCUUUAUGUAUUGGCCCCUUCAUUGUUGCUCCAGUGGAGCAAAAUUUGGAUAUUCAACUGGAAUUGGGGCACUAAUUGCUCCGCUCCCUUUUCCCUACAUAUUCAGUACAUUGACCUGAUCCGGACCCACCUGACAUACGGUUGACAUGUGUAGCUUUGCAGCAGUGAGAAUUCGCCAGGUCCCGUGUAUCUGUCACUGUUCAGUCUCCAGACUUUACGCUUUGGUUCCGUAUUAUGUUGAACAUUCAUUGUAUUUAAUUUGUCUGCAAAAUAAACAUUUCUCAGUAA